Messenger RNA from Tribolium madens (black flour beetle), 3607 nucleotides. Its product is annotated as nuclear receptor-binding protein homolog. The record is from RefSeq and is a predicted model, not a curated record. Bases 466 to 2097 code for a protein of 543 amino acids. The transcript is spliced from 10 exons. Gene Ontology annotation, molecular function: ATP binding; protein serine/threonine kinase activity. NCBI's taxonomy places the organism in Eukaryota, Metazoa, Arthropoda, Insecta, Coleoptera, Tenebrionidae. Gene Ontology annotation, biological process: intracellular signal transduction; protein phosphorylation; endoplasmic reticulum to Golgi vesicle-mediated transport. Gene Ontology annotation, cellular component: endomembrane system; cytoplasm.
CCCCAGAAGUGGGGAAGUGGCGCAGUCUCAGUGCGGCUCCCAAUAAGCGGUCAAAAUCAGAUGAGUCUUCGACGGUGUAAUUCGGUAUCGGUAAAGCUCUGAGCCAGUUGAAAAUUCAAACUGAGUAAACUGUCCCGUGCCUGUGGCUCUCGCGUCGCCCCGUGUCGAAGCCCACUCUCGAGACCGUCUCCAUUCGGUGCUUGUUGUCACUGCACCGCUCCACACCAGUUCAAUAACAUUACAAAUGAGCUCUUUGUGCCGUUAGGUGUCUUCGAGUGUUGAUGUCCGGUUGUAAAAUGCUAGGUUAGGUUCGUGAAAAAUCACCAAAAGUGUGGUGUCGAAGACAAUUUGUUCGAUGGUGAAAUCUGUGGAUUAUGCGCUGCUGAUGGAAUACGACUGUUGGUGCAUUGCCCUGUCGAUAAACGCACAGGUUGUGCGGUUUCGGGAUACUUCACCUCAACUAUAAUGUCGGGGAGUCAUAUGAAUAACGAGCAGGAGCACAAAUCGCCAAGGGAAAGUGGCGAGGACUCUGAAGACGAAAGCGAAAUCCUGGAGGAGAGCCCCUGCGGCAGAUGGCUUAAGCGGCGAGAGGAGGUAGAACAAAGAGAUGUGCCUGGAAUCGACUGCGCCUAUUUGGCCAUGGAUACAGAGGAAGGAGUCGAAGUCGUAUGGAACGAAGUCCAGUUUUCGGAACGUAAAAAUUUUAAGAACCAAGAGGAAAAAAUACAACUUAUUUUUGAAAAUCUCACGCAACUCGAGCACCCUAACAUUGUCAAAUUCCAUCGAUAUUGGACGGAUACACACAACGACAAGCCUCGAGUCAUAUUCAUUACGGAAUACAUGUCCUCAGGUUCCUUGAAACAGUUCCUCAAGCGUACGAAACGCAAUGUGAGAAGGCUGCCACUCCCUGCGUGGAGGAGAUGGUGUACACAAAUCCUCUCUGCUUUAAGUUACUUGCAUUCCUGUUCUCCGCCAAUCAUCCACGGCAAUCUGACCUGUGAUACCAUAUUUAUACAGCACAAUGGCCUCGUCAAGAUUGGAUCAGUGGCUCCUGAUUCCAUAAACCAUCACGUUAAAACAUGCCAGGACGAUUUCAAAAAUAUGCAUUUCAUUGCACCAGAACAUCCUAGCACGAUGGGCCCCCCAAUGGACAUUUACUCGUUCGGCAUGUGCGCGUUGGAAAUGGCCGCUCUCGAAAUAGUAGGCAACGGCGAUUCCGGUAACAAAGUAACGGAAGAGAAUAUCAAGAAAACGAUCGAUUCGUUAGAGGACGAACAACAGAAGGAUUUCAUUAAGAAGUGUCUACAGAAAAAUCCCAAUGAUCGGCCGACAGCAAAGGAGCUCCUCUUUCACCCCUUACUUUUCGAAGUGCACAGUCUUAAGCUCCUUGCUGCCCAUUGUUUGGUCAAAAGAUCUGCGAACAUAUCUGAAACGAUAACAGAUGAGUUGAUGCAGAGGUGGUAUGGACCUGAUAUGAUAGUGGCCGAAAUUCGGCGCAAAAGUGGACCACCGGUUCAUAUGAAAAUGUCCGAUAUUCCCAUAACGGAAAAGUUGGAAAAGUUUGUCGAGGACGUGAAAAACGGCAUUUAUCCUUUAACGGCCUUCGGUGCUAAGCAACCCCCUCCAGCCCGGUCGAGGGCGAUAUCACCGGAAAUGGCGGAAUCGGUCAAGUCCGUCACACCGGAACCGAUGGAUGUAGAAAAUAGGAAAAUUGUCAAUAUGAUGUGCGACAUCAAACCCAAAGAAGAGAGCUGUGAUUUAUUGUUGACGAUUGUACUCCGUAUGGACGAUAAAAUGAAUCGCCAUUUGACUAGUUGUAUUACGCAAACGGAUUCUCCGAAAGCUUUAGCUCAAGAGUUGGUACAUUAUGGUUUCAUAAAUGAAGACGAUCGAGACAAAAUUGCUACCCUUAUAGGAGAGACGUUAAAGGACUGUUGUUCCGGCCGUAGUAGUCCGAGUCGAAUUUUUCAGCCCUUAUCGCAUAUGCCCCCUCCUACCCAACCGGCGGCCUUGGUGAAUGCAGCGUUACCGUUGGCGACGACGGCGGUGGUGGUCAAUUCAACACCUACUCAAGUGCCCAUGCACUCCACUAGUUAGUAAAACAUAGAUACUGCCAAUGCACUUUCGUAUUUCUAAGAUGUCAAAGUAAACGUUAUUUAUCAUAACACAGUGUCUAGACUAACUAGACAGACUAUCGUGGAAAAAAUGCAGGGAGGUAAUUAAUUAAAAAAUGUCGAGAUGUUAAUUACUAAUCCUUGCCCUGUCUGGGAUCAUUAAUUGACAUUCAGAUGAGUGAUAAUUCGUAGAUAAGCUUAUUUAGGCUGCCUGCAUUUUUCCGAGCUAGGUUCAUGCCUUAUUUGGGUUAGUCUACGUCAUGAUAGAGUUAGAAAGAAGAAGACUGUUAAAAAUGCUGGACAUUACACUAGUCAUGUGACCACGUGUUAAUCUGUGAUCAGAGCUUCAAUGACAUAAACGCUGGACUGUUUAAUCAUAGAUUUCAUAUUGUAUGUGAUCUGUUUAUGAUAAUUUUUAUAACUCCUAGGCCGCGUCGCAGGAAUCUGUUCUUUCGUUUCAAAAAUGUUUCGUUUUCUGUCAAAUACUCGUCGCAAAUGCAUUAUUAUUUGCCCCUUGAGACUGAUGAUGUAAUAAUUAAGGAAAAAAUGUGAAUAGUGGUAGUCGUGCAGGACAGGACCAAAAUGUGUAAGGUUAGGUUCUACCUAGUGUCGGGAGAGGGACGCUUUAACUAACAUUUACGUCAGCUUUUUGUUUCGUCAACGAAUUUUUUCCGGGCCUAAAUUUUGUUGUUUUCGACUGACGUGAAUGACGAGUUGGUUCAGUGGAAGUGAUUGUAAAUAGGAUAAUUCUAACAAGUGUAUGAAAUUGUAGAUAUUGGAUUUUUUAUUGAAGAAAUUAGAGUAAGGAUUAUUUAUUUGUAUAAGAAUUAGCUCUGUUAGAGGUCCCGUGUGAUAACUCGCUCAAAGUUCUGGAUGAUGGCUAACCUGUGUAUGUUAAUAGUCGGUUAUGCUUUGCCCAUCCAAUUCCAGUAUAGCCGCAGCAGUCUUUCCGUUAAAUUAAAACAAUGUUCACACAGCUUCUUCACCGUAAACCUCUUGACAAAACACAUUCAGAUUAUUGUUCUUCCUUAGAAAAUCGAACAUAACGUGCAGAGAUUUUUAUUUGUGGACAUCCAUACGUAUUUUCGCUGUUAGUGAUAUUAUAGACUAUGAUUUUUUAUACUUAUUUAUUUUUCAUUUGUUACCCAUACCCAUCAGUUCAUAUUGCCAUCAUAAAUUAGCUUGUUUAUGAUUUAGGUUUAGUCAUGCCUCUGCAUGUUAGUUCAUUAUUAUUGCUCACAUUGAGCAAAUGUAUAUCAAAUUCUAUAUUGAAUGCUAACGGAGACUUUGCAUUUAAAGCUCCCGCCAAACACGUCAGCGCUGGUUUUCCGAUGAGGAUUCUUAGGUGAGGUGCACCACACCUCUGGUGCACUCAAUCCCAACUCCUUCGAUUACAUAAUUUCAUUUAAGUUGUGUUUAUUUGUAUUGUAAUAUCACCAAUUCUUUAUUGUAUACCUUAUUUAAAUAAAGAUGCAAUACGGACAAUUUUGUAA